AUGGAUCUAGUUUUCAAGCCUAAAUUCGGACUAACCUUGCUCUAUGGGGUGACUGGAAUGGUACUCUAUACAUGGGUCUGCUGGGCGGUCGUAAAAAAUCGAUACAACUUGAAAAGCUCGUUCUAUAAGAUGUUCGUUGUAGGUUACGUCAUGAACAUGAUGACUUACAUCAACUCGUUUAUAAGUCUUCGUGUUCCACAGAACACUAAAAUCAAUGAUUCUUUUGCCUCGUUCUUCUUGGAACAUGACGCUCACCACCCGGAAACAAAGUUCCCACUCUACGUGUUCCAUACCCUUCACUACCAAUUCGCCUACAGUCAGUACAUCUACAACUGCUUGUUGUGUCUCAAUCGAUUCACUGCGAUUUUCAAACCUCUGACGAGUGAAAUGUGGUGGAACAAGUGGUUUGUCCAUCUGGCGUUGGCCAUGUUUCUCUCCCCUUUCCUAUGCACUGUGUUCAUUCUCGUCAAUCGCUCAUACUAUCGGUAUAACAGUACUGGAGACUACUUUUGUGUCGAUUCCACUUUUGAGCGUUGGAAGAUUUACGCAAUUUUGACUCCGAUUCUGUGUAUCAUUACAGCUGCGAAUAUUGUUUGCAACACGUCGUCUUAUCUGAAAAUGAAGAAAAUCAGGAGGGAAGGAAUCAAUGUGAUAGACAAACAUCUUCUACAAAUGACAUUCUGCGUAUUCUUUAUCGACAUGUUCCUCACUAUUCUCUCUAUUUUCAAUGCGAUCAUAACUAUUUGGAAUCCGUUCCCCGAUAGCCCAUGGGUGGCCGAAUGGGUCUUGCAACUCACUCCGUUUGCUAGUGAUGUUCUCACACUUUCUCCUCCCAUUCUUCUUCUCUACUUCAGCAAAACGGUUCGCCGAAAGUGUGUCGAGAUGAUCCCAUUUCUGCGGAAGUAUAGCAAACACCGAUUCUUUGUCAAUUCCAGAAGUGUGGCCUACGUUCUUCCGUUCGAAUAUAACAGCCAAGAAGAAUUGAAUAAUAAUAAUCACUGA
This is a messenger RNA of Caenorhabditis remanei, 1002 nucleotides long. RefSeq lists its product as uncharacterized. Bases 1 to 1002 code for a protein of 333 amino acids. Gene Ontology annotation, cellular component: membrane. NCBI's taxonomy places the organism in Eukaryota, Metazoa, Nematoda, Chromadorea, Rhabditida, Rhabditidae. The transcript is spliced from 5 exons. Gene Ontology annotation, biological process: sensory perception of chemical stimulus. The record is from RefSeq and is a predicted model, not a curated record. Gene Ontology annotation, molecular function: transmembrane signaling receptor activity.